AUGGGCGGCCGGAGAGGCUCUGAAGUGCGCGUGCGCCUCUGGCGGUUCCACUCGCGUCCCGCAGAUGGUUGGGGAGGGAGCGGGGGACAAGGGAACGCCGAGCGGUGGUUUGCUGGCUUGCUGCGCAUGCGUGCCUGCGCUGCCCGGCGGCUCUGCUUUUUCCGAGGCGAGGAGCUCAAGCGUCGCGGUGGCAAUUUCAAGAUGGGGAGGAACUGGAAAGGGCGUCCGGUUUCGCUGCGCGCGUGCGCACAGGAUGGGGACGAUUAGCAUUUCGGCGGCCGCUGCUGCAAACGUGCCUUUGGGAGGCGAGACUGCGGGGGAGGGGAUAGAUAAAUAAAUGAAUAAAUGCUGCGCUGGAGGAGGGGGGCUUCGCCAUCGACACACAAUGCACAAAUGCGUAAUGCACGCCUCAAAUGGAGUUGCGUCGUAUAAGCCAGAAGCAGCCCAAGGAGACAUAACAGGUCGACGCUAGGGCAUGGAUACAGGGAAGUAGUAAGCGGUGUUCUAGGUCCCACAGGUUUUAAUCCCAAGUAAAUGAAUUUGGGAAUGCAGCGCUAAGGUACAAUAGCGUUGAACUUCGGGGUGUUUUCAGGUCAGCGUGAAGGCAGCGUGUUCCAAAAGUAGUAUUGCGCCAAGGGUGAGAGCCGCGGCUAAGUGUGGGCAGGUGGAGCUCUCUAACCAGGAGUGCUAAUGUGGUUUGAACUAUGUGCUUUUCUUUGGGUGCAGAGUUGCUACCUAACAGUGCAAUCCUAUACAUGUCAGUUUAACAGUAAAACCCAGGUCAGCAAGCUUAGGAUUUCAAUUUUGCAUGUCAGAAAUUAACGAUAAAAGACUUCCAAGGUUGCAGUCCUAAAUACACUUCUCAGGAACUGAGUUGAACACAGGGAUGUGUCCUUAGGAGCAAACGUGCAAUCUGCUCAAAAAUAAAGUUGCCUGAUUUCACACAGACAGCCAGCAGCUCCCUCCCCGCCCGCCCCCCCCCCCCCGCAGAUGCUUCAUUUCAUUAUCUCACUAUCGUUUGAACCCCAUCUCUGCCCCCAAGUAACUCAAGGCAUUUAUAAAGGGGUGUUUCAUUUAUCCACACAACAGCUAAAUACUGAGAUAGGUUGAAAGAUUGUGAAUUGAACUCUAAGGCUGCAGUCCUAAAAAACCUCAUCAGUAAGUCUCUUCAGUGAUGCUCCCUUCUGGAUGAACUCUAAGCUACCCAGUGAGUUUUAGAGCUGAUCAGGAACUUAAACCUUGGAUUUGUACACACACACACACCCCAACACCACAUCUGUCUUUACAGAAGGAUGGUCUUUUAUUUUGGGAGGCAGAUUGUGUGGUGGAUUGGGCAGCAGUUGUCAGCUUUUGGGGCCCUUGGGGCACCAUUGCAUACUAAAGAAACUGCCAUGAUGAACACUCCACCCCACUACAAACAAGGACACAUUCUGCCUCCAAUGGAAUAUUUAUUUCAAGUCUGAUUUUAGUGGUGGGAAAGGGACCCUGCAAGAAGCAGUGAAGACUUCUGUGGGUAUUUGAGUGCCUGCAGGUACCUCACUGGCAACCCCUGGUUACUGUGUUAAUUGUGAUUACAUUGUGAUAAUAAAAUGGGUGGAACUCAUGAGCUCCUUGGGUGGAACUCAUGAGUGCAUUUAAAGCACCAUGAUACCAUUUAGCCAUAGCUUUCCCCCCAAAAAUAUAUGAACUCUAGUUUGUUAGGAGUGAUGAGGGUUGUUAGGAGGCCUCCUGUUGCCCUCCCAGAACUACAAGUCCCACAAUUUACUAUGAAGAGGGAUUGAUGGUUAAACCACUCUGGGAAUUGCAGGUCUUUUAGGGUCUCCUAACAACUCUCAGCAUCCUUGACAAACAACAGCUCCCAGAUUUACAUCUAUCAAGACUUUAUGUGGUAUGAUAGUGCUUUAAAUGUAUGGCAUGAAUGUAGCAAAGGAUUGGUUGAAAACGAUGCAGGUAGAAAAUUAAAUGCAUGUGAAUGAAUUCUCUACAUGCAGUCGGUCCUUUUAGAAGGUGUCUUCUUUAUAAAAAUGCUUGGGAAAACAACUCCCUUCUGCAUCAUUCUGUUAAAUAGAGACGGAAUAUAAUAGGUUAUAAUGUAGCACCCUCUCCUUCACCAAAAUAUCUUAUUGAGUGUUUGCUACAUAAUAAUUAUAUGUUUUGGAUCUUGGCUUUGAUCCAGAGAACAAGGGACAUAUUUAUGGGCAAUUGCUGCCUCCAGGAAACAAAAAAUCAUGAGUGCCUGCUGUUGCAUAGUAGUAACAUUUAUAGGUAACUACUAGCUUCAUUUGUGGAACAGUCAAAUUGGACUGUGGACUUUAACCGCCGUAUUCUUCUUGCUUCCCUUUUUCAGAGGGAAAUGUUUUAAAAUGUGUUUGUUUUCCUCUGGAAGAAUGCUAGUCAUUGCUUUGAGUAGGGGCAUGGCUUGCCACAGAGAGAGAAGGAGAGAUUAAAUUGGUUUCCACAAGUUCAGGUUGGCUGUGUGGGGCUGUUUUCACAGAAGAGGUAAGAUAAUUACAUCAGUGAAGCUUCAAAGUGUGCCGUGUGCUGUUCUGUCAUUUCAGAUUCUGGACUUAAUGGUCAUACUGGGCAGGGAGUAGGAUAGGGGAGUCUCUAAGUGGUAAUGUAUAUUACUUUUUUGAUCUUCAAAAUGCUUUGUUUUGGGGCCCUCCUCAUUCUGCUGAGUGGGGCCCAGGACAUCUUCUAUACAAGUCUUCCCUUGGUGGCACCACUGAAAGCAUGUUUUGUAUUUGCUGCUUUCACAGAAAACAGCCCUCAGGGUGAAGUAAAUGCAGCUGCCCAGCAAAUGAGCCCCAGACCUGGAGGUUAUCGCUAGAAAAUUCUUUUAUGUCCAAGCAAUCCCGAAUAUGUCAUCUAGCUUUUAUCAGAGCGAUGCCUACAACUUGAUAGUGUGGCACGAAUACAGAAAACUUUUCCUUAGGAUAUAAUGAGGCAUGACCUGUUUCAAUAACAGUUGUGGGAACAUUCGGUGUAGGGAGAGAAGUAGAAUAACAUCUAAUGAGCUAUAGCUAAUGAGCCAUACCCCUUUACCUGUUGUGUGCUCAGUGAGAUAGAUGGACAUGAGCUACAGAAAUAUAAUCUUGUAUUUAUUCUCUAUUGGCAGGUCACAUCUGGAAACUCUUUAUAUUUUGCCCCAUAUGUGCAAUGCUUUAGAAGUAUCUUGCUUUAAAACAUUUAAAUUUUAUGUCAUCAGCUUUCAACAUGUUAUGUGCAACCCGAUCCUAUGCAUGUUUACUUGGAAGUAAGUCCCACUGUGUUGAGUGGCAUUUUCCUGCAGUAAGAGGAUUGAAACCCUGCUUGGCAUUUAGAUACCACCUUUUAAUGGCCAAAAAACCCACCAGCGAGGCAGUUUUGAAAGAAAUGGAAGAUUUUCUUUUAAAUUUUUUUUUCCCAAGAAACGCUUCUAAUAAAAUCAAAAUAAUCAAGGGAGAUAAUUAAAUCAGAGGACAAGGAGAAGAAAAACAACACCAGGAAUAACAUAAUCUUCCAUGCCUAUGAAUUUAGCUAAAUAAAAAUGUCUUGCAGUACAAUAUUAUGUGUUCCUACUAUGCCCAAUGAGGCCAUACACCUAGUUAAAAUUACAGUCUGAAUAAGCCUUCUAAAGAUUCUAAGAUACUAAACUUGGUAGACCCUACUAGAGAGACAUUCCCUAGAAAUUCUCAUAGCUGUGGUUUCAUCAUAAUAGGACAUGGGUACACAACAUGGUGCUCUCUAGUGGUUGGACUCAACUUGACUAGCAUGAUCAAUUGACCAGCAUAGUCAAUGAUGGGAGCUUUCUCUGCAGUACAACAUGCGCUGAACGUGCAUCUGUCUAACAGACGAUAAAGACAAUGAAGAUGACACAGGGUGAAGGUGACAUAAGGGAACAAUGUCAUCUUACACUAUUUAAUGGAGCAGAGAUGCAGAUUUAUUUUGGAAGAGGUCCUCUUUAAGAUUUUGAUGAUGAUGAUGAUCGCAACACAAAAAUACAAAAUGAGAACACAAAAUAGAUGUGGGUAUCCAUCUGUCUCAAAAGACAAAUGGAGUGUGCUUCUGGGGGCAAAGUCAAACCACUGGAGAAUCACAGCACCCACCAUGGCUGCAGAGACCCAUAACUCAUAACUGCUGCCUCCCAUGUUGCUUUUGCUGCAGGGCAAUGUGUAUGGAGCUCCUGGACUGCCCAGAUGACAAUACCCUUUUCUGGCUUCACUGAUGUGGUCCAAAGGAAAGCAGACCAAUACAUUUGGCACCAGGUUGGGUGAAGGAGUUGCCAGAAAGAGGCAUACAAGACACCACCCACUCUUGUGUAGGGUUUACUCCUUGGCUUUUUCUUCUUCCAAGUAUGCCCCACAAGGCAGUGGGUACAAAUUUUUCCUUGGGUUUACUCCCAAAGCCUUUCUCAUGAAAGACUAUAGCCUCAAGGCAAUGGAGGUUUAGAAUCAGAGUUUUCCUUUUCCUGGGAUGUUAGGAUAUUUCCGUUCCUCCUUAAAAAGGGAACAGGCUGUUGUGUGUCACAAGCGUGCGUACUUCCUGCUCACAGGGAGUUUCCGUUUUGUAUAUAGCUUUUGUCUCUGGCUGUCUCCUCGACAUGAAGGCAAGCAGUCAUGUUUUUCCUUUGUUCUGACCAACGUUGAAUAAAGCUGUAAAUAUGCUCUUCUGGGUGCAUCUUCUGUUGCGGAGUCUGCUGAAAAGGGCGUGCAUGAGUCUUGGAAUGUGUCUGAGGCUCGUGUUGCUAAUUGACUGAUGCUGUUCUACGGGAGAUCGAGAGAUCGUCUGGAGAAGAUGUGUAGGCUGCAUGAUGGCCUUUGUCUCCCUGGCAGUAUCCCAACAUGGGCUACCUUCCCAGGUUUACAAGCCCCAUCUGCUCCUCAUUUCCCUUUACAGCACAUGCAUCAACUGCCUUCUUGACUGUUGGAGGCACUGUUAGUCUUCUACUGUCUUCACAGGCAGAGGAAGUUCUUAACUCACCGAGAGUUUGAGACUCAUUGGCUAUCCAGUCAAAGCCAUUCCCAGGGUGUGGCUGCUGUCACAUGCUGACAGCUUCUAGGAGCCAAAGGUGAGAACUGAGUGCAUGUUGAGGAGCCAAAGGUGGAUAAACUUUCAAGAACUUCUGUAUGUACUGAUGGGCCAACACAGGUUUUUGGGUGUGUAGAGGCAGUUUGGACCUGUGUUCAGUGUAACAUGUGAACAAGCCUAGAAUUAUGGCAUAUCAAGUGGUAGUUUCCUCUUUGGAGCAGAUCCAAAGCUCCUUAAGGAAGGCAAACGUCUGAGACUAGAGGCUUCCAGCACAAGCUGGACAUUCUCUUUACCAAGUGCUCAUACUUCAACAAAUUACUAUUGUGCACGACAUAGGCUCUGCUGAUGUUGCAAAUGCUGAUGGCUAACUACCAUGGUCAUUAAGAUUAUUAAUUGAAUAUUGCCCCUUGUUAAAAGUGAUCACAGUUAACCAAGCACUUAAUGUGAAAUAUAAAACAAUUUGUUUAAGCAUCAAAUAUGAUUGAUGAAUUUAUCAUCAAUAUCAUGAUGUAGCUAUCUCUCUCAUACCCAGAGCUGCUACAAUAAUGAUUUGUUGUAUAAUUAUUUCAUAAAUGUUAGACAUGCCAUUUAAACCAGUCCUUACCAGAAGCUGUAACAAAUUAGUGUUGUGUUUAACAACUAUAUUUGACAGCUUUCUUUCACAUUCUAACAUAAUAGUUUUCAAUAGAACAUUUUAGCCUAACAACUUUGCCCUUGUCUGGAGCAGAAACAAAUUAGCUUAAUGUAAUUUUCAAAAGAUGAAUUAAAUAGCAAGAUGUUCAACAUUAAUAUUGAUAUAUGUUCUAAUGAAGUAGGAAGACCAACAUCCCGAGGCCAACUUCCUGUAUUAUGAUUAUCCUUUCUUAUAUUGUGAACUGCUUAGAAAAUAGGAAAAUGAGAUAUUUUGAAAAGGAAAUUUCAAACCUAAAAACAGGCUCUUCUAUCAGUGUUACCAGACAUUUUCUGGCAGACAUCCUAUUCCUUCAGAAGCUAUAUAACCAACAAAAACAUCAUGCUUUCCCAGUUACUGUCUAUCCAUGCUAGAGAAUGUUUUACACAUCAAAUCUAUGUCUCUCAUACUGUCGUUAAAGAUAUUUCCUUGUCAGAAAUUGUUACUGAUGCAUGUGAUCUGUCAACAGCAGCAGCAGUAAAAUCUUAGUGGUUCAUUUUAGGCAGGAGGUAGACGUUGUUUGAGAAGAGGCAUCACCUCCUAUAAUUUACAAUGCACAAUUGUUUUGUCCAGCUGUUGACUUUGGUUAAAAAUACUUUUUUCAGGAUUUUGUCACAAUUCAAAAACUGUUUACCAGAGUAAAGGUGGUUUGAAUACAUCUGCCAGAUUAAGAUGAAUGUAUUGCCGAAAAUGUUGUUUUUAUUUCAACCAAUCCCAGUGAUAAGUAACACGAAUUGUUUUAAGGAUUGGCAGAGAGACAUUUCAAGAUUUAUCUAGAGAGGCAAGAAGCCAAGAAUAAAAUAUAAGUUAUUAACGGAUCUUAAAGAAAGAGGAGGCUUCUCGCUACCAGAUAUAAAACUAUACUAUGAAGCCUCUUGUCUGUGCUGGGUACGGGAUUGGAUAACAUUGAAGAAUGUAGAUUUACUAGAUUUAGAAGGACAUGACAAUAGAUUUGGAUGGCAUGCAUAUCUGUGGUAUCAGAAGGCCGAGGUACACAGAAGCUUCCAGAAUCAUAUAAUAAGAAAGACAAUCUUUAAAGUUUGGGGAAAAUAUAAAUAUCUACUAGAACAAAAAACACCAUUGUGGCUUUCGCCACUGGAAGCAAUAGCAUUGAAAAAAGUAAAUAUGAAACCCAACUGGGGAACAUAUAGAGAGCUGUUAAUGGAAAUGGAUAAUAAAUUAAAAUUAAAACAAUAUAAUGAAAUAAAAGAAGAGGUAACAGUUUGGUUACAAUAUUUUCAAUUAUGUGAAACAUUUAAAAAUUAUAAAAAGAAAGGAUUUGCAUAUGAAAUCUCAAAAUUUCAGAGGGAAAUAAUAGAAAGUGAUUAUAAAUUAUUAUAAAAAAUGUAUAAUAUACUGUUGGAAUGGGAGACAAAGGAUGAAGAGGUCAAAUGUGUAAUGAUAAAGUGGGCAAAAGAUGUGGGACACAAUAUACAGCUGACAGACAGAUUGUGGAGAAAUGAUAUAGUAUUCACAGCAUGUACAGCACUCAAGGAGAACUAUAUGAAAAUGAUGUAUAGAUGGUAUUUAACACCAGCUAAACUAUCAAUAAUGUACGAAACAAAAGAUGCUGGAAGUGUAAAGAGGUAGAAGGUACAUUUUACCAUAUGUGGUGGCAAUGUAAGGUCAUAAAAAGCCUUUCAGAAAUGAUUUAUAAUGAAUUGGGAAAAAAAUGUUUAAAAUAACCUUUGUUAAAAAACCAGAAGCGUUUUUAAUAGGUAUAAUUGGAACAGAUAUACCGAAAUAAUAUAAAGCUUUAUUUAUGUAUGCAACAACAGCCACAUGGACAUUGAUAGCCCAACAAUGGAAAGAAGAACAAGUCCCAACUAAGGAAGAUUGGCAACGUAAAUUAAUGGAAUAUGCUGAAAUGGCCAAAUUAACUGGAAGACUAAGAAAUCAAGAGGACAGCAAAUAUAAAAUAGAAUGGAGAAUGUUUAUUGCAUAUUUACAAAAGCAUUGUAAAGAAGUUAACACAGUAGCAGGUUUCUUAAAAUCACUUGUAAUACUAAGUACAAUGUUUGAAUUUGGAAAUAUUUAAAGGUAAGAAAAUUAUAGACAUGUAUAACACAAAAGAACUGGGGAAGGGAAUGGAGGGAAGUCAAGGGAUCAGAGGAAUCCCAAAAUAUGGAUUUAAUAUGGUAUGUAAAUGCCUUAUUUUUAAUUUUUAUUGCAUUUGUUUAUUAAUGUAUGUGAAGAUAAUGUUUGAUUGUGAAAUAUAUAUAUAUAUAUAUUAAAAAUGAAUAGAUCUGCCAGAAGCAGCAAUCUAUGUUUCAUAUUGUCUUCAACCAUUGGCUGUGGCAGCACAGGAACUCUCUGUCUCCUGCCCAACAUGAUGACCAAAUUGUCAUGCUGAUGGUUUGUUUUGAAUUGUUCCAGGAAGAGUUCAGCUGCUGCCAGGACCAUAUAACACUGGUCCUAAAAGAUCUACAUUGGCUCCCAGUACGUUUCUGAACACAGUUCAAAGUGUCGGUGUUGACCUUUAAAGCCCUAAAUGGCUUUGGCCUUGUAUACCUGAAGGAGUGUCUUCACCCCCAUCAUUUAGCCCAGGCACUGAAGUCCAGUUCUAAGGGCCUUCUCGGUAGUUGCAACCGCCCUGUGGAACGCCCUCCCAUCAGAUGCCAAGGAGAUAAAAGACAUCUGAAGGCAUCCCUGUAUAGGGAAGUUUUUAAUGUUUGAUGAUUUACUGUGUUUGAUGUUUUAAUUAUUUGGAUGCUUACUAGAGUGGCAGGGCAACCCAGUCAGAUGGGUGGCAUAUAAAGAAAUGAUGAUGAUGAUGAAAGGUCUAUGAUUAUUUCAUCAUUUCACAUGUUCAGUUUCCAACUCAGCCAUAUUUACUAGCCUUUUUCUUCUUCUCUCAAACCAGUUUUGGUAAUCUUGCAACCGUGUUGUAAAUAUGAAAUGAAAUGAAAUUUAUUAUGGUCCCAGACCAGAUUCACAUACUGUACUAAGCAAACAUAAAACACAAUAGAAUUAAGUUUGAAUUAACAAUUGGAUAUGAUAGUAAACAAUACGAAUAUGACAGCCAUUGGAAAAGGCUACCUGUUGCAAAGAUGGGUUCAGAGUAAUGGGCCAAAAUCUUCAUGGAUUAUUAAACUCAUAUUGGGAACAACCCAGUUCAGUCUUGUGGAUCUGAUGCUUCCUUCCACAUGUGCAACCAUCAUGAAAGUGGCUAGGUGCAACACAGUCCAUCAGAGGCUGCUCCAUGAGGCAGGCAUAUCAUCAGCUUUUCCUUACAUACUUAUGGUUUUAUGACACCACUUGCACUUUCCCCCAAAGGUGAUUAUGCCAUGGUAUGGUGACACUGCCAUACAGAAACACUUUAUGAAACCAGGUUGCCAGCUGUGUACUAUUACCUUGCUAUGAUUCUAUGUGUCUUGCUAUGAUUCUAUAUGAUCCCGAAUGGGGUCAUUAUUUCUGUGAAUCAGUCAUAAAUGAAGCUGUGGGGAGGUUUUAUGUGAUUCUGUGUUUUUGUUUUGUUUUUAUAUCUGGUAUCCAUAAGAACUAAGUUCAGGAAUCCUGAUUAGCCUUGAGCAGAUGAGUUUCCUGCACUGCAGAGGUUUGGACUAGAUGACUCUUGGGAUCGCUUCCAACUCUACAAUUUUAUGUCAGAAAGGUGGCUUGGGGGGUGGGGAAGCAGGAAACCCAUUUCUUUGCCUCCUUUCUUUAUUUCUUUCAACUAGUAAUGUUAUGUGAUGUAAACAAUCCCCUUUAUUAUCCCGCUAACGCUGCCACCAAAUGUGGAAGAUUAUAGCUACCAUUAUGUAUUGCUUAUUAUGUUCAAUACUAUUUCUCCAUUGCCACCAUAUAUUUAAAAUACCAUCCAAUAAUAAACCUUAGUUCACUCACCGUGGGCUAUGAUUAACUGUGGUACAAAACACUACAGGCAGACCCAGCAUAAAGCACAACAAAAAUGUAAGUUGUAUGUUAUUAUUGAUUAACUGAGAAUAUAAGCAGAUGGUUAUGUUUAGCUAGGAAGGGUACUAAUUGUUUUAUCUGUAUGCCAUCUUUCCACCAAAGAACGGUGCUCAAAAUGGCUUACAAAAGAGCAAUAGUAAGACUAGAACAUAAUAGCCGCACACAUAACAUCAUACAAAGAUAUUUCAGUAAUAUAAAGGUAACAUUAGACCUCCAAGCAAUAGCAAAAAUAACAAAGGAGCUGGACAGUUUCAUCUUCCAUGCUCUCACCUCGGACACUGAUUCUGGGCCAGAGGAGCUAGGAUAUGGAAGCAAUUUUGCAGCUCCAAAGACAAAGUGUGGCUCAUGACUGUCCUUCUGUGCAUCACAUUCCUCCAGUGAGGUUAGUCUCUUGCAAUCUUCCUCCUCCUGCCUAGGGGGCACCCCAUCUGUGGUGUUGUUCCAUCACAGUCAGCUCAGCUCUUGAGAAACGCUGCAUGUUGUCCUGUAGCUCCAAGUGUGACUAGGCAGGCCUCAAGUUGCUGUACCUUCUCUUCCAGUAAGACAACCAGCUUGCACUUGCUGCAAGUGUGCUGUUGCAUGUUCUCCGGCAGAAAGACAAACAUAGCAUAGGUGUUGCAGGUCACUGGAGCAGCUCCCUCACCCUCCAUGCCUCUUGGUCCUAUACACUGUGAGACAGUACUCUGGACCUCCCUUAAACUCCUUCACUGUGAGUGGAAGGGGACCCUCUUCCCAUCCUUUGGAUCCCUUGGGAAAUUCAACAAGCCUGUUGUACCUGAAACUGGGUGUGGAGAGUGCAGCUGAACUGGACACAGCUGUGGACAACCUAAGGAAGUACCAUCCACCUUGGGCCUGCCCAUAAAAAGCAAGUCUAGAGUGAGAACCUAAGGUGAUAGCCACUGUUCUCAUGAACUCUUCUUCUUGUGAGACUUUUGUGAGUGACCCAAGAGUAUGUUGGACCCUGGGUGAGAACCUGCAGGCUGAGAGGGUGGGUGCAUCAGAAGAUAAUGAAUUGAUAUUUAUAGACAUUUAGUAACUUUGUACAGUCGUACCUUGGAAGUCGAACGGAAUCCGUUCCGGAAGUCUGUUCAACUUCCAAAACCAAAUUGUGGCUUAUGAUUGGCUGCAGGAAGCUCCUGCAGCCAAUCAGAAGCUGUGGAAGCCCCAUCAGACAUUUGGGUUACAAAAGAACAUUUGCAAACCGGAACAAUCACUUCCGGGUUUGUGGCGUCCAGGAGCCAAAACGUCCGAGUUCCAGAGCGUUCAGGAUCCAAGGUACGACUGUAUUAAUGUAACCUUUUUAUAUGUAACCACAUAUUUUUGUAAUAUUUUGUUUCAGUUGUCUGCUGUUCCUUCAAUUUUCUAUACACUGCUUAGAGCUAUUUUAAUUCAUUAAGUAGUAUAGAAGUUAAAAUAGUCAAUCAACCUUGCAGUUCCCAGCAGGUCAAGAUAGUAUACACAAUUAACUGUAUUCCAAAAUGUGAAUUUCUAUGGGCAGGAUUCACAAAAUAAUUCCCAUCCAUAGAAGCCCUGCUCAAAGAUUUCACUUGUGCAGUGGGGCUCCCCCUGCAUGCCCCCCCAUUGGCCAGGGUCUGGGUGGGUGGGAGAACUCCCAGAAAAGUGUACAGGGAGAGAAAAGCAAGAGAUCGUUCAGCCUGCAGUGGUGGAAUUCUUGCCCAUACAUGCAGAAAGUAUGCGCUUUUUUGAAUGGCUUUUUAGCCUGAAUUAUAAAGGGCUUUUAUAAAAUAAAAACAACAAUAUUUUGCAUUAAAAUGUACUUAUUGGAAAUUUUCCCAAAGAAGAAUUGAACAGAAGGUAAAAUUUCAAUGUGUGACUUCUCUUGUCACUCACUAACGUGAGGGGAAAACACAUGUAAUCUGGUACAAUUCAUGAGGUUAAAAUCAUUGGAGAAAUGCCCCCUGUUUGGAUUAUUUCAAAUGCCUGUCUGGCCAAGGUUAAUUGCUGCAUGACACAAAUUCAGCAGGUGCAACUUGUAGGAGCAACAAAUCUUACACUAGCUGAAUUUUUGCCCAGCAUGCUCUUCUUAAAUUCAUGAAGUCUCUGUAAAAGAAGAAAAGCUUGACAAUCCUACCUUAAGGCUCUGAAUAAAGUCACCAUAAGUACUCGAGCACAUAAGCAAAAGUAGGAUACAGCUGUCAAGGUGAACACAGGAACUUUCAAGAUAAAGCAUUAUUCCCUUUAUCCAUACCCCUCAGCUUCCAGCUGAUAGUAUUUUCCCAUACCUGAAAUUUCCAUGAAAGUUCUUAGCUUCAUGCUCAAAAGCAAAUUUAUAUCACUAUCCUGUAGGUGCAGGUGAUGUCUCUCCACAGAAAAAGACAAGAAGUCUGGAGCUUACGGUGGAAUCUAAGCUUUUGCCAUAUUUACUCCUAGGUGGACACAGGUGGCUCUAUGGGAGUUGUAGCGCAUCUCAGCUUCUGA
Podarcis lilfordi (Lilford's wall lizard) is the source of this 12034-nucleotide messenger RNA. NCBI's taxonomy places the organism in Eukaryota, Metazoa, Chordata, Lepidosauria, Squamata, Lacertidae. The record is from the annotation of a GenBank genome assembly.